UUCGAUCUGAUUCUAUCAACACACAAAUGGGUUGCACUGGAUCGACGCAGAAGAAAGGAGACGAGAGUGCCAAGAAGAUUCGCAAGCCAAAGCCUUGGAAGCAUCCACAACCAAUAACAGAGACACAGCUCAGGCAGAUGCGCGAUGAGUUCUGGGACACCUCUCCCCACUAUGGUGGCCGCAAAGAAAUCUGGGAUGCACUGCGAGCUGCUGCUGAGGCUGAUAUAACUCUUGCACAAGCAAUUGUUGACAGUGCGGGUAUCAUUGUUGCAAGUGCCGACUUGACAACAUGCUAUGAUGAGAGAGGCGCAAAGUAUGACCUGCCCAAAUAUGUUAUGAGUGAGCCAACCAACUUAAUUCGAGACAGUUAACCACAGAAGUAGGCCUUGCUUCAUUGAAAUUGAAUGUAAAUAAUGUAAAUUUCUUUCUCAUUCUCUUUUCAUAUGUUUACUGGGAGUUUGGUUGGUUUCUUCUUGAUACAAUUCUUUUGGAUUGAACUUCUCAAAACUUGUGGGGAAAAUUGAUGCAGUUUAACUCAAAGCAAGAAAACAUACUUUCUG
Telopea speciosissima is the source of this 560-nucleotide messenger RNA. Its product is annotated as ubiquitin domain-containing protein 1-like. The record is from RefSeq and is a predicted model, not a curated record. NCBI's taxonomy places the organism in Eukaryota, Viridiplantae, Streptophyta, Magnoliopsida, Proteales, Proteaceae. The transcript has 4 exons. The coding region runs from base 27 to 371 and encodes 114 amino acids.